AUGUGGUUUAAGAAUUUGGGUUCGAAAGCAGAAGCAGGAGAAGAUAAGAAGGACGGGGAUCCAGAUGUAAAGAAUGAAGAAUCCGCAAUAGAUUAUGAUGAUGAAGAAGAGCAAAAGAAAGAUUUGAAUGCUGAUGAAAAGAAAGAGGAAGAAAAGUGUAAUGUGAAUGAAAAACUUCAUAAUGAGGGAGAAGAGAAUAUUAUAGAGAAUAGAGAAUCUACAAAUGAACCUGAUCAAGAUUCAGAUGUACAUGACUCAAGAAUGAACGAGACUCAAAUUAAUGAACGAAUAGAUGAAAUAAUAAAUAACCUAUCAUCCGAUGAGGAGGAAGAAGGAGAAGUAGUGGAAGAUGAAAUUCCUUACGAUAGAGUAGAAGAAAAUAAUGAAGUAAACAAAGAAGUUAUUUUAUUAAAUUUUUAUUAUGAACUAUCAAAUCAAAAGUUAGAAUUACUUGUUAAUGUUUUUGGAAAGGUUAAAAAUAUGUUUACAGAUGACAAUGAAGGAAUUCAUGUUAUUUUCUAUUCAAUUAAAAGUGCAAAAAAGGCAAAAGAAUAUCUUGACAAUUUCAAAAUUAAAAAUAGAAGAAUACAAGUUAUUUAUGGUACGUAUAAAGAGGGAGUAAAAUCUAAUGCAAACAUAUCGACAGAGACAAAACAGAAUAUAAAGGAUGAUUCCUAUGACAAAUAUGAUUUAGACAAUGGAAAAGAAAAUAAAAAUGAUUCAUUUUCACAUUCUGGUUUUGAUCACUCAGGAAAUAUAAAUAAUGCAAAGACUCCUGUGAAAUUAUUUAAAAACAAAAAAUAUUACAUGAACAAUGUUCAUACAUUUUCUCAUAACAAUAUGACGAAUAAUUUCUCUUAUAAAAAUCAAACCAAAGGUAUUAUUCCUAUUCCCCAUAUGAAGAAUAAAAAUUUAUUUGUAGCUCCAUCUGCAAAUUUAAAUACUCAGAAUGAAAUUACUUCGUCCUCUGAGCUAUCUUUGAAUCAUCAGGAAAAAAUUCCUACGAGUCAUAAAGACCAUAAUCGAAGUAGAAGCAGUAACAGAGGAAUGCAUCAUAACAUCCAGCAUAACAGUAGUAGUAAUCUCCAUCUCCAUCAACAGCAGCAUCAACAGGAAAAUAACGCACAUUUAGAAACAUCCAAUUUUAAUAAUGCAUCUAAUUAUGUGCAGCCUCCACCACCACCCCCUCCAAGAUCACUAAAACCAUAUAACAAGCCAUUCAACGAUGCAAAUAGAAACAAUCUGGUAGAAUCCUUUCCCAAAUAUAAUCAUCAUCAAAGUAACAACCAUCAACAUUCAGUUACCCCAGUAUCAUCUGAGCAUAAUAGAAAUAAAAUUACAAAUGGCCAACCCUUAUUAUCACAUGGAAGGAGAAAAAUGAUGAGUGAACAAAUUUCAUCUUCUUUUAUUCAGAACACGUAUAAUAAGAAUGGGUUCGAAGUACCAUCUAAUAGUAAUACACCUUAUGUUUCUUACACUAACCAACCUCCUACAUCUAAUAAAAAUGUACAUCAUAAGAGGAGUGCAGCAGCACCCCUUCCACCACAUAUUCAUGGUGCAAAUCACACAGAAAUGAAUAUGCCACAUUCAACAGGAGGAAAAUAUAUUCCCAUGACGAGCCCUGAAAAGAGUGAUAUGUCUGCAUCUGCUAAAAGAUCUGGUUUUAGAAGUAGAUACUAUGGAAAUCAUCCGAAUCCAGAGAAUCAGAGUAAUACUGUUCUGCAUGGAAAAUACACAAUUCAUGAAGAGUAUGAGCCUCAGGCAAUACAUCCAAAAUAUGAAGAAUCCUAUCCCCAUGCAAUAUACACAGUAAAUCACACGAAGCAUGCCAAGUACACAGAUCUUAGUAAUAAACAUAAUUCUAGACAUAUGAAACCACCUCAUGCAUCUGAAAGAGUAGAAAGUCUUAGCAAGGAAAGCUUUGAAUACUCCAUCCAAUUUAAUGAAGAGAACCCAUUCGGAAUUCAUAAAGAUAAUCAAGUGGCAGAAAAUCCAACGUGGAAUCAUAGAAAGACAAAACCGGUUCUGAAAUGGGAUCCAGAUGCAUCUGUUGAAGCUAAUCACCUUGAUUUUGUAGAAACUUUUGGAAAUACUAAAAUUUAUAAUAGAUAUUUACUCAUUACAAACAUACCAGAGCAUCUAGAUCAAGACAGUAAAGUAAAGGAGUACGUCAACGGGUUGUUUUCAAAAGAAAAGGUGCAUUCCAUUUGUGUAGAAGUGACGCUUUUUAUUGCGAACGAAAUAGAUGAACAUAGGUUCUUUAAAAAUGCCAAAAAGCGAGAAGAUCCCGUUGACCAAGAUGCAGCAGUUACCAUGGGUGAUGAAGUUAAUCAGGAAAUAACCGCGAUGCAGGGAGAGGUGCAAAAUGUAGAUUUUCCAAUUGGAGAUCAGCACGACGACCCCAUGGAGGGAUUAACCAAGGAAGAGCAAGGAGGAGAAGCAGAUGGAGAAGUAGGUGGAGAAGAAGGUGGAGAAGCAGGUGGAGAAGCAGGUGGAGAAGUAGGAGGAGAAGGAGAAGCAGGAGCAGAAGCAGGAGCAGAAGUAGAAAAAAUGGAAAAAAAUGAAGGUGAAAAUCAAACAAAGGAAAACAAACGUAGAGGUGCCAAGAAAUCUGUCACAUCAAAGAAGACAGGAAGAAGAGGAAAAGGGGGUCAAAAUGUAGAAGCUAAAAAUGAAGAAGUUGUGGCAGAGGGCAAUCAAAAUGAAGAAACUGUUGUGAAGAGUGAUCCAAAUGAAGAAACUGUGGUGAAGAGUGAUCCAAAUGAAGAAACUGUGGUGAAGAGUGAUCCAAAUAAAGAAACUGUGAUGAAGAGUGAUCCAAAUGAAGAAACUGUGGUGAAGAGUGAUCAAAAUAAAGGAGCUGUGGUGAAGAGUGAUCCAAAUGAAGAAUCUGUGGUGAAGAGUGAUCAAAAUAAAGGAGCUGUGACGGAGGGAGAAAGUAAAACCGAUGAACAUGCGAAAGUGGGUAGUGUGUCCAGACAAAUGAACGGAAAGAGAUACGCUCACCUAACCUUUCGAACUAUAAAAAAUUGUGUAGAAGCAAAGAAAGCUCUGGAAAAGGAAAAUUUUUUAGUGACAUUUUCAGCUCCUAGCAAAGCAAACGUUUGUUUAUGGGUAGGAAACAUUUUGAAGAAUUAUUUUUUGAACACAGCAAAUAUUUUGAAUAAUAUGUUUAUGGAAUUUGGUGAGGUUCAGAAUAUAAAAUAUGUUUCAGAUAAAAAUUGUCUUUUCUUACAAUAUGCAAAUGUGAAAGACGCUGUUAAAGCAAGGAAUCACAUGUAUGGAAUUCAAAUAUCCAAUAAUACAUUUUUGAACAUUGAUUUUUCUACUCUUGGAGAAUGGGAGGGAAAACAACAGAAGGCAAGUUAUACACGAAAGAAAUUAUUGGAUUCACUUACCCAGGACAAUGGAGAAUUAAACGAUGUAUUAGAAUCAACCUUCAAGAGAAGAAGCUCUGGUUUUUUGGACUCCAAGGUUAUGCAUAUAUUAAAGAAUAGCAACAACCUUGAUGAUAUUAAUGACAAUAAUGAUAAUAGUAAUUAUUAUUAUAUUAACAAUCCAAAUCGAGGUAAUCUAAAUCUAGGGAACCCAAGUCGAGGCCACCCAAGUCGAGGUAACCCAAAUCGAGGUCACCCAAGUCGAGGUCACCCUAGUAGAGGUAACCCAAGUUAUGUCAAUCACAACAGCGAGGUUCGCUUGAAGAGACACGACCUUGACAAAAACGAUGAAUACACUUCGAAGAAAAAACAUAACAGAGAUAACAACUCUACCAGUGUUUCCAUUCAUAGAAGGAAAAAUAAAUUACAGGCCGUUGAUUCAUAUCGAAAUAACAACUCUGGAUAUGAUAAAACUAGUGCAGGAGGAGGAGAAAACCAUUAUAAAUAUGAAAAGAAAGAUUCAAGACGAGCAUCCAAACGAAAGGGAACUCUUCUCACAUCUGAUCAUACAAAGCAUCGCCCCCAUCUGCAUCCUUCUCAUCAUAGAAGUUAUAAAAAGAGGAGAAAUGAAAAUAGUGAAGAAAGUGCCAUUGAUGAUACUACACAUCCCAUGGGUUACUCAUCUCGGCAUCAACAUGGAACAUUAAAUGAAACUGUCAAAGGUAUUGCUAAUCAUGAUAAUGUGGAAGAAGAAUCAAGUAGCGAUUUUAAUAGCUUAGACGAUGUCGAAUUGAAUGAUUAUAAUGAAAUUCAAAAAACAGUAUCCUUUUAUGUUAAUCAGAAAUAUAAGUGUGACUUUAUAUCCAAUUUCUAUGACGGAAACCCUGAACUUAAAAUUUAUCCAAAGUUAAACGUAGAAACCAAAAGUGAUGUACACAACUUAAUGAACGUACGCAAUUCCUGUCUUGAUUACUCCAUAUGGCAAUUAGGACCAACUGUUACACAGAAAAAGAAAUUUCUGCAUAUAUGUGAACAUUUCAGUAAGAAGAAAAAUAUUCCCGUUAUUAUUGAUAAAAAUUUCACAAUAUUUAUAGUCCCCAUGAAAGAGGAUUACCUUAAGGAUCUAGGAAUCGAUAAUCCGGACUUUAUGUAUGCCUUUGUUCUUUUAACAAAAAAGUUAUAA
Plasmodium gonderi is the source of this 4560-nucleotide messenger RNA. RefSeq lists its product as hypothetical. NCBI's taxonomy places the organism in Eukaryota, Apicomplexa, Aconoidasida, Haemosporida, Plasmodiidae. Gene Ontology annotation, molecular function: RNA binding. The transcript is spliced from 4 exons. The coding region runs from base 1 to 4560 and encodes 1519 amino acids. The record is from RefSeq and is a predicted model, not a curated record.